GAAUGCGUUCGUCUGCUAGAAAGGAUUUUGUUCGCGAGCAGGGGUUUAGCAUAACUGUCCAGAAUAUUUUUUUUUCCUUUGGAGAGGAUGGUUUUAAAAAAAAAAUGAAAGCCUAAUUAAAAAAUUCGUCUGCACCGCCUGCAACUUGUUCACUCCUGCUAUCAGCAGACGUGAGCGUUUGUUGUGAUUUUGACCUAACAUUCGACAGUUGGAGUUCGCUGAUUGACAGAAAGGGACUUAUAUUUCUAAGGGAUUCCAGACUUGGGAUUAUAAAGAGGUAGAGCUGACUAGAUUUCUGAACAGAGAUACCGCCCACCAUGCUGACGUCGUGAAGGUGUUGAGGGACGCUGGGACCACUUCGUCACUUCCGUAGUCGCCAUCUUUGGUUCUCGUCACGUGAGGACAAAAAAAAUUUAAAUGACGUGGGGUGAGACCAAACGCAAUACUGACAAGCAUUAUAUGGCAUCGAUUAUUCUGUAUGUCGACUACUGCCGUAGCAUUUCCUCAAUGACAACUAUGACAGGACGGGAUCGCUUGUCACUGGUGUAGGCAGAGAAUCGAUUACGGGUUGUAUCGUUUUUGAACAGCGUGAUUGCAAAUGUAUAAUUGGUUUAAGUAACUGAUCUAUAUAAAGCGUAGAUGCGCCUGACCUACUAACGUUGUAGAUCAGAGGGGCCUGAUAACUGUGACCUACUUACGCUGUGAGAAUGGAUAGUGUUCAUUUAUCUGACCUAUUUAUAUGUUACUGUGGAUUAUUCUGACCUACUUAAAGCUUUACAUUUGUGACCUAAAAAAUAAAACGGAAUCACUGGACUACAUACAGAGUGUUGCUACACUGACCUACUUACAAAGUGUGGAUACACUGACCCACUUACAGAGUGUGGAUACAAUCACGAACAUACAUUUGUUUUCGUAGUGUGUCUGGAUAACUCGGUGACCUAAUACAUGGAUCCUCACAGCCAUUUCCCACCAUCUCCCAGAGAGAUGUACAUGUACCGGCCGCCUCAACUGAACGGACAUACCACGCCGACAAAGGAGCGCCCUCUUCCGACACUCCCAGAGAGAAACCCAGAGACACAGCUGGGCAAGCGAAUGUCCAGCACAAGAUCGUCCAAGUCCAGCAGGGGGUCGAUAUCGUCUGAUAAGUCCUCACCUCCCCCCAGUCCAGGACUGCCACAUCAUCAUCACCAGACUAUGAUAUCGUCUCCGGGAAGCUCACAUCCUCCUCAACUGUCUCUGGCUAGCAAAAAGUCAUACCAGGACAAUAAGCCUUUUUCUUACGGAGUCAGCGUCUUGAACCCAAAGCAGGCUGCGCAUCUGCAGAGCGCUGGCGAAACUGUUCUCAGGAGCAGGGAGGCUUCGCCUCACAACGGGAGGCACGUCAAGUCCGAGACGCUAACUGUGGCUGAGGACUAUGCCAGGUUUGUGCACCACGAGGACAGCUUGUUCCAGGAACAGAACGGUGCGGGGAUUUACCAAAGGUUGAAUUGUGGAAGGGAUCGCUCGGCUUCGACACCUAACGGAGUAACGGGCGCCCGCAACUCAUAUGAGGAAGAAAAGAAUUGCGUUUCUCCCACCAGCGCCUCUCACUCGGAGGGUAUAUACGGAAAAUUCGUGCAGCCGGGAAACCAACAUCGGCCCAAACUGACCUACGUUCCGCCUCCAGUAGUUCCGCCUAUGUGUGUCCCAAACGUAGCCUCAGAGGCGACUUCACAGUAUCAGACAACCCAGCACAAGGUUCAAAGUCAACACCAGCAAAGUUAUGGAUGUCAAAAGCCUCUCGCGGCUGAAAAUAACAGUCACCUGCCCAUGAAUGCUACACAGGAAGCAGCUGUAGAGUAUAGUCAACAUGGCGUCAUGCAUCAGCAGGCCCACUCACAUUCACACCACGUGCAGACCUGCUGCCACCACUCAUCGUCUCCGAAGACGGCUUCGCCACUCAUGUCCCCGAAAACGUCCCACAAGAAGCGGUCAGUGAACGACCCGUGCCCACCUCUUCCUUCCGCGUCGUCUACGCCUCCCUCUGCCUCUGUUCUAGCUGCCUCCUCUUCUCAGUUGCCUUCCCGACAUACGCCUUCACCCCCGCCCCCGCCUCCUCCAGCAGAGCUAUCGACGAGGUCAAGGUCGUCGGUCAAGCGGAACAACGCGCCCUCGCCAACACCGUUAGUCCUGCACAGCCAGUAUUACGACACGUCAUAUUCCUCCCAGCAGCUGCAGCAGCAGGCCGCACCGCACGGCACCUACGCCGACACGCACCACUCUCAGCCUUACGCUCAGUCAGGGUCUGCGCAUGGACAAGCUGCCCUUAACAACGGAAGACACCCGCAGACAUACGCGUAUCCUACACAGAGCUACGCUCAAGCGUUGCCGCUACAAGGACAACUCCCGCAGGGUCAACCACGACAAACGUACGGACACCCCACUCAACCUUUCAUACAACCCGUGCAAGCCUUCGUCCAACCAGUCCAACCCCAAGGCCAACAGGUCCCACCCCACGGCCACGCCACUUAUCAGCAUUCUGGAGAACACCCCCUGCACAAGUCUCCUCCGUCCUUUGUCCCACCGCCCCCGGCACCUCCGCCGCCGCCAGCUCAGCUCAGGGAUUCAAACCUCUCCGCUGUAAGCUCUACCCGAACUAGCUCCCCAGCGAGACUAUCUCAACAGAGGCAGCCGUCAGCAGCAACAUUAGAGCAGCUUGCACACGUCAAGCUGCGGACAGUGAACGAGCCUGCGUCAACAAAUGGUUCAGAUGAGACUGGCUCGACUGCAAUCAAUGUGAAACUGCGACCGACACCAGGGAAAUUUGGAAACAUCUAUACUGAAGAGGAGGCAACUCUUCCUCCACCUCCUCCACCUGACGAUUUAGACGAGUUACCUCCUCCGCCGCCUCCACCUGAGCUGCUCGCGCAUGACGUCAGCGGCCUCACUCUAGCGCCCAUCCAGCCCUCUUCCUCCCCGGCUGCACCCCACCUCCAGCAGCACGGUGCAGCGCCCCCGGCACCCUACCCCACCCAGCAGCUACCUCAUUUGGCAGGUGAGGCGAAUUCUUCCCAGAUUCAUCAGCUACCGCCCCCCAUCCCCCAGCCCCCUCCCCUUCAGCCUGGCACCAGCAAACCCACCGGCUGUAGCAGUGUAGGCACUUCGGAGACAUACAGCUCGAGUUUGGAGAGGCUCAUCGCUGAGUCUGUGGCCAAUAUGGAUUUCGAAAUUCCAGAUGAUAUUGAUUUGAGUCAAUGUCCCGGGCUUGUAGAAAUCAACAAACACACACCUAAUUGGAAGAAAGACAUGAUUGAAAAGAAAAACCAGGAAAAAAUUGAGGAAUAUGUUAAAGCUAUUUUAAAACAGAGGGAACAGGAGGCCAAAUGGAAGAAUGUGCCAGAAUGGAAAAGAAAAAUUUUACAGAAAAAAGAGGAAGAGGAUCAAGGAGCAAAGACAGCGCCACCACAGAAAGAGAAUAACCCAGCUGAAACAGAGACAAUAAAAAAAGACAAGGAUAAGAAACCCAGCAAGAAGGCCCCAGUUCCACCCCCUCCUCCUAAAGAUGACUUUGUGCCUCCCAAACCUAAAGGUGACAUUGUACCAGCAGCUCUCAGCAUAGACCCUGAAGAACUUGCUGCCAUGCCUCCCUGGAAACGAGAACUCUUAUUUAAGAGAGACAAAGUUCCCAUAACAUUUUCGAAUGAGUUCAACCCAGAAGACGAAGAAGCACAAGGAGAAGAGAACUCAGCAAGUUGAUCUAGUUUGAAGAGAAUGAAUGAGCUUGGUUUUUUUUUCUAAUUGUGCUGCUGACAAAUAUGGCAUGAAUGAUACUGUUCUAGAGUGUACCAUGGUGCUGCCCUGAAGAUUCAACUUUCAGGAAUGGCUAUGAAAUAUUUAAUAUCAUCUUUCAUAUGAAAUCAUCUAUAUUUAUUUGGAUCUAAUUUACUUUUAGCAAAAAGUAAUGCCCUAGCUUUUCCUUUCCUAUUAAAUUUUUUUCUUUUUUUUUUAGAUCAUUUUUAACUUACCAAAUUCAUCUUUUGGCGAUGAAACUCAAGAUGCUGUAUACUAUUUUAAAAAUAACAGAGAAACAAGGUGCCAAAAUUUAAAUGCAUAAUUUGUACUAUUUAUAUCAUUGAUAUGCUUCAGUUUAUUUUUGUUGCCUGCUGCCUAGUUAUUAUGUAAUAAAUACUUUGAUGACAUAUGGUUCAUUGGUUCUCACAAUAAUCCUUGUCUUCAAGACAAAGCAAAGUCUUAUACAUUUUUUCACUUAAAUUUCCAUGUAAAGAAUUUAAUUUAUCAAAUCAGAGUUUUCAGUUUUUUUCCUCAACAAAUUUUUUUUUAAAUUCAAUCUAGAAUAUUAACCGAAAUAUCUUAUGUUUUACUUCUUAGCUUUGGACUUUGUAAUACAUCCCCAUUUUAAAAUGUGUAAGAUUUACACUGGGAAUUAUUAGUACGUAGACAAUGUAUAUCAGGUGAUUUUAAUUUUAUGAUAUUUUUUUUUAGAGCAGUGGAAUAGGUGUGCUCAAAAGCUAAUUGAGUUUUGUUUUUAUUUUAUUAACAUUAUGUUAUAUAAAACUAUUUAAACAAUUGUUUUCUAAAUUUUCAACAUGUACAAUUAUUUUACAAUUCUAUUUUAAAUCUAUAAAGAGAUAGACCUUGUCAUGAACAAUGUCAUUUAAUGUAAAAAAAAAACAAUUAAGUUGUAAAUCAUUCUGUUUUCUUCUGGAGACAAUAUUCAAUUAUAUGUUAUUUGGUUAUAAGUUUAACUUAACAGUUUUAUUAAUAUUCUAUAAAUGUAUUGGGAAACUUUUAAGAUAUUAAGAUAUUUUUGAAUUCUUUACAUUUUCAAUGUGGAAAUACAUGGAUGUGUUUUCUUCUUUUCUUGGAUUGGAAAGAUAGAUGUUUUUUCCUAAACUACUACCUGACAUGUAUUAAAUGACUUUUUAAAAACAGCAAUUCCAUGGCUAGAAGUCUAAAGUGAAGGGAAAUUCACAUUGGAUAUCUUCAUACAAUUGAUAAAAACCUAAUAAAAUACUCAGAAAGACACAUUGAUAAAGGCACAUUCCUUGUUCCAUAUGCUAGGAUAAACUUAUACAAAUGCUCUUUCUUUCCUAGUGGAAUGGGUUGCCUGAGCCAGCCAGGAAAACCAAUGACUUGGCAGAAUUUAAGUGAUUGGUUAACAUGCAUGACUAGAUUGACCUUUGAACAUGCGUAGGACAUAAUCAUCUUCUUUUUUUCCUGUAACGUCUGUAUUUUAUAAAAUAAGACAUAGUCUUAUAAACAAAACCAAUCAUAAAACAAAAAUUACAAACAUUUUAAUUUAGAUGAUAAAAUGAUAACGUGCGUGCAAUGUACAAUAUCUGAUAAUCUUGUACAACAAUGCUUAUAUUUGUUUGUUUAUUCCAAUCAUGUUAUGAUCUAGCAUUUAAAAAAUCUCUGAAUCAAACUAGUUGAGCAUUAUACUUAUUAGAAAAUGUUUCCUUUGGUUUGCCAGCAUAUAAUUUUAAAAUAUUAUCAUGGAAUUCUAACUUCACAUGCUGUUUUGUUGGCUCCAUAAAAUAUAUUUUUAUUUCUCUCAACCUUGUCUGUUACCAUUAAAUAUAUAUAAAUGUUUUUUUGGGUAACCUUUACCUGGGGCUUGUUUAACUCUUUAACUACUACAGUGCAAGAAAAGCAGGUCCAUAGAUUGUAAAUUUUGGAAAAGAGUUAAGGGUUAUAUUUGUGUAUUUACAUUUUUUUAAUUUAAUUUAUUGACUUUAUAUCUUUCCUUUGUGAUAUAUAUUUGACAUUUUUUGCCUAGCUACAUACAUUGUGUUCUGCUAAGUUGUUUUUUUGUAGUCAAUUUCUCUGGCUGUAGUUCUUUUGUAUACAAAUAUUUAUUGUUCUUUUCAUUUUGCUAGUCAUCUGUUGUUUUCUUUUGAUUUAAUGUAAGCUGUGUUUUUUUUUUUCAAACUUUAUUUCAUUAUAUGAUUAUUAUAUUUAUAUAUUUCUUUAUAUAUAUAACUGUUAUUAUAAAAUACAGUUCAGUCGUAAUUCUUUAAAGUUUAGUGUAUGAUAAAAGAAAUACAGAGCUGGUGUCAUGAGAAGUCAUUGUUUUUUGUAUAGUGUAUGUCCAGCACAACUGGAAGCAAUCUGCAGCAUUUACUCCCUACAGAUGUAGUAGUCCUGAUUGAUAUACUUCACCAUUGGAUGUAUGGUACUGUGCUAAGGGAUGUACUUUUCAGUGGUUGUACUGUGCUAAGUGAUGUACUUCUCCAGUGGAUGUACCAUGCUGAUGUACUUUUCCAUUGGAUGAACUGUGUUAACUGAUGCACUUUUCCAGUGAAUGUACUGUGCAGAUGUACUUCACUGUGCUAACUGAUGCACUUCUCCAUUGGAUGUACUGUGCUGAUGUGCUUCACUGUGCUUUCUGAUGCACUUCUCCAGUGGAUGUACUGUGCUAACUAAUAUUUGGUUUGCUGUAAUUAUUACAGCUUGAUUUGGUCUUUAAAUUUGGCAAUUUCCUGUUUUUGAACAAGGUAAAGAUGUAUUUAAAUUAUAAAUCAAUAAAAUGCCUCAUGUUUCCUUUUGUUACUUUUUAGGUUAUAGAAAAAAUGAAAUUUUUCUCUUCAAAUUAGUUGGUCUGCUUCUCAGCAAGGAAUCUCAAAAUAAUUUUUUGGGGUGGGGGGUUGUUCAAGACUUGCUUGCAAGGUUGCGUAAAAUGUUUGUACAAAAUUCAAUUCUGUGAACUAAUAUUUUCCAGGGUCUUAAGUGUAUAUAGUUUGUUUGUCGAUUUAUAAACACAAAUACCCAUGCAAAUUUAAGUUUUAAAAAGUAUAACUAGUUUUGUAAUUGUUGAGUAACUUUUACAUUAUUCAUUAUCAAUUUACAUUUUUUUUUUUUGCAUUUAAAAACAGCAAAGGAAAUUUUUUUUUACUCUUUGUUGGUAACUAAGUAUUUUGUCAUUUAUCUUACUCUUUAUUCUAAUUAUCAAGAACUCUUAUAACUUAUUAAAAAUGUGUUGUGUUUGCAACACUUUAUGUAAAAAUAAUGGAAUAGAGUUGAAUUUGUAUUGUAUCAAACUAGUGCAAUUUAAAAUGAUCUUGUGUUUUGAAAAAGAUUAGCUUGUUGAAAAAUGAAACAAAUUACUUUAUGCAUGUAAAUGAAAGAUACUGUUAUGAUAAUUUUUUUUAAUUUAAAAACUUUGUAAACUUGUUAUUCAAGUUAGUUUCAUUCGGUACUGAAUUUCAUCUUACCAACUUGUCAUUUUCAUUUCCAACCAGUUCAAGGUCAACACCUUACUGUGCUCUUAAUCUAGGAUUGGCAUACUACAGGAAACCCAGUUAGUCUUCUGAGUGUAUCUAUAUAAACUAAAUGUUUAAGUGACUUGCACCAUCACGGAACAUUCAGUGCGUACUAACUUUUCAGGAACAAAAAAUGCACAGUAAAAUGAAACAUUUUUUUUUUGACAAGGUUUAAUGCAGCUAUAUUUGUCUUCCACUAAGUCUAGCAUUUAUUUGUUCCACUUCUCUGUCUCGCUGAAUGAAUGAAAAUUUUUAACAUUGAUAUGAAGUUCAGAUGAAACAUUCAAACUUUAUAAAUAUUGAACUCACUAAGACAAACAACUGGGAAUAUCAAUAUGCAUCCUUCAGUACUAUUAUAUUUUAAAUUUUUUAAAGUCCCUGUCAGUGUGAGUAUAGUUUAAAAUAUUGGGUUUAUGUGCUGUAGUCUCAUAAUUUUUAAAAUUAUUUAUAAACUAUAUGUCUGACUAGAGAAGUCGCAAAUAAACUAGUUAUGUAGGGUGUUCUCGAUCAUGUUUUUUUUUUAAGUUUUCUUUCUACAUUCUUCCAUCUUCAGCAUGAGCAAAAGGAAAUCCACAUUCGCUCUCGUCAACCUCAUCUCAUGAAAUAAAAAAUUUUAUACAACUUUUCAAAUAUAA
Molecule: messenger RNA, 7897 nt
Organism: Biomphalaria glabrata
Lineage: Eukaryota; Metazoa; Mollusca; Gastropoda; Planorbidae
Product: ras-associated and pleckstrin homology domains-containing protein 1-like
Exons: 11
Coding region: 946-3735 (929 amino acids)
Source: RefSeq, a predicted model, not a curated record